Amyelois transitella is the source of this 4387-nucleotide messenger RNA. RefSeq lists its product as uncharacterized. The transcript is spliced from 2 exons. Lineage: Eukaryota; Metazoa; Arthropoda; Insecta; Lepidoptera; Pyralidae. The coding region runs from base 922 to 2652 and encodes 576 amino acids. The record is from RefSeq and is a predicted model, not a curated record.
UUGGCGCUGUUGCAGCGGCGUCUACGCGCAUCAUUGGUCCGAUGCGCUGUCGUCGAGACUACGACGACAACUUUCGCCCGCCAUUUUAAUUGUUACAUCACAGCAAAGCUGAGUUUCGUUAAUUAUCGUGUUGCGAGUAAUAUUGUAAAAUAAACAUAAUCAGUGCGUUACAUCAGUGCAAAUUACGUACAAAUAAGUGUUUACGCCGUCUUAACAAAAUGUCUAAAGAUAAGGGCGAAUCGGAAUUCGCAAUUGCUGAGUCCUAUGAUUUGGCCGCUCUUCGACGCAAACGCGCUGCCGUUAAAGGUGUUAUCACCAAAUUGCAUAACGCCCUGCGUGAUCCAAGCGCCUCUGAGUUAGACAAACACGCUUUGUGCGUCAGAGAAGAACGUCUGCGAUCUUCAUUUUCUAAGUGGGAGGACUUACGCCUCGACAUUUUAGCGAUGGAUCCUGAUGACCCCGAGGACGACGUUGAAAAGAAGCGAGCAUUAGCACUCGAGAAUGUGGAACGAGAUAAGGUACUGUUGGCUCCGAAGGCUGUCCACGUAGCCACUGUGAAGAAGGUACAGCCUGCCAGCGCUGAGAAGAGCUGCAUACUUUGUGUUGCUGCCGCCUGAGCCUCGAGUUAGCCGGUACAACUGUGCGGGGCAUGGGGACAUCACAGCUUCACCUCCGUUACUUAAUACAAAGUUUGGUCAUGUAGUCGCAGGUAGCAUUAACUCAGAUAAUAUUUAUUUGAAACACAACCAAGCAGUAACCUCCUUAUUUUGUGAAACAUGUACUUCUAGCUUAAAUCAUACUCUUACUGAAUUUUGGCAAUGUGAAAAGGUUCCUGAAACAUUUACAGAAACACAUUCUGAACAUGAAUUGUGUGAAAAUAUAUUUUUAGAAAAUAUUCAACUGGACACACAAAAUAACAAAAUGCAAGUUGUCCUGCCAUUAAAACAGCCUUUAGAUUUUAUUAAUCAGUCUUUAGGAGACUCAUUACAUUUAGCUUUACAAAGAUUUUAUAACUUAGAAGCUAGACUUACAAAAGACCCUAGUCUUUAUAAAUUGUAUUCAGACUUCAUUAAUGAAUACAUAAAUCAAGGGCAUGGUACAGUCAUUGACAUCAGUCAAUACAAUUUAACAACUGAUCCAGUGUACUUCCUGCCACACCACCCAGUUCUUAACUUACAAAAGAAAACAACAAAAUGUCGUGUUGUUAUGGAUGGUUCUAUGAAAACCAGCAAUAAGACUUCUUUAAACGAUUUAUUGCUUAAUGGGCCUGUAGUACAAAAGGAACUUGUUGAUGUUUUGUUACUAUUCAGAGUAGAUAAUUAUUUCUUCAUAACAGACAUAAAAAACAUGUUUCGCAAUAUAUUAUUACAUCCAAAAUACAGGUCUUUACAAAAUAUUCUAUGGAGAUAUAAUCCCAAUGAUAGUGUUCAGUGCAUUCAACUAAACACUGUCACCUAUGGGUUGAAAAGUUCAUCUUACUUAGCAACUAGGUGUUUGAAAUGGUUAGCUGAGCUAUACAAGGAUGACUUCCCAUUGGCUGCAUUUAUAUUAAAUAACUGUACAUAUGUUGAUGAUAUUCUUUUCUCAGACUGUUCCUCGGAUAACUUGAUAGAAGCCCGAGAGCAGCUAUGUAAACUAUUGAGUCUAGGUAGUUUUCAGUUACAUAAGUGGGUGUCUAAUUCAGAACAAUUAUUACAAGACAUCCCACAAGAUAGACAACAUUUUGAUGAGGUAGAUUUACAAACAAAUAAUCAUUUAUUAAAAACUUUGGGCAUGUGUUACAAUACUCAGUCAGAUGCAUUUAUAGUGUCAAGUCCAAAACCUAUUGGUAAUAUGCCUCAGUGUAAGCGAGAGAUUCUUAGUUUUAUAAGCCAGUUUUUUGAUCCAUUAGGAUUUGCUGGGCCCAUAGUGGUAGGUGCUAAAGUCAUCAUGCAACAACUGUGGAAAGCUCAAAUAGACUGGGAUUCGUUACCUGAUAAGGAGUUGCUUCAAGCAUGGCAUGAGUUUUACACUAGCUUAAUUUCAAUGAAACCACUAAUUAUAGAGCGUUACAUAAGGUUGCACAAUAGCAGCUUUGCACAAAUUAUUGGGUUUGCCGAUGCUUCCAGCACUACUGCCUAUGGCUGUUGUGUAUACUUAAGAUGUGUUGACGAGGCAGCCAAUGUUAAGGUUUCCUUGUUAUGCUCAAAAUCGCGCAUAAAUCCUGCUUCACAAAGCUUAUCUGUUCCAAGACUGGAGCUUAACGCGGCUUUACUGCUCGCUAAGUUAGCUAGCAGAAUCCAUGACACACUAUCAACAAAAAUAAAAAUCCAUGAUGUGUUUCUUUAUUCAGAUUCACAAAUCGUUUUAGCUUGGCUUAAAACUAACAUAAACACGUUAAAAGCGUAUGUAGCCAAUCGUGUUAAGGCUAUAAUACAACUCACACAUGCGCACACUUGGUCGCAUGUUAGCUCGCAGGAGAAUCCAGCGGAUUGUCUCAGUAGAGGAGUGCCACCUCACGAGUUAGCUGACCACCCCCUCUGGUGGAGGGGACCAACAUUUUUACAUUCAAUGGUUUGCUGCGUGUUGGAGGCCGGUUGCACAAUGCUGAUAUGCCAUAUUCGCAGAAGCAUCCAAUCAUUUUGCCGCGAGACUCGCGCGUCACUAAUUUAAUAAUUCAUAGUGAACAUUUGAGAAACCUUCACGCAGGCCCUAAGCUGACUCUGUCAUCAUUAAGACAAAGAUUUUGGAUAGUACAUGGUUUAAGAGAAGUUAAAAAAGUUUUAUUCAAGUGUACCAUUUGUUUUAGAUUAAAAGCGGAAGCUUCUAAGCAAUUGAUGGGUUCUUUGCCUCCUGAUAGGGUGAAAGCAUGUCGCGCCUUUCAAAAAGUCGGUUUAGAUUACACUGGAGCAAUAUCAUUGAAAAUAGCAAGAGUUAGAAAGCCAAUAAUCACAAAGGGUUAUGUUUGUGUGUUUGUAUGCUUUGUAACCAAAGCAAUGCAUUUAGAGCUUGCUUCAGGUUUAAAGACGGAGACUUUCAUUGCAUGUUUAAACAGGUUUAUUGCCAGAAGAGGGUUGCCUACUGACAUAUACAGCGACAACGCUUCAACCUUCAGGUGUGCGGAGAGGCAGUUAGAUGCUUUGUACAAAUUACAUAACUCCAUAGAACAUCAAAAAUUAGUUUCUCAAUUUACAGCUCAAAAAGGGAUAAAAUUUCACCAUUUACCUUGUUAUUCCCCGACGUUCGCCGGUUUGGCCGAAAGUGGUGUAAAAAGUUGUAAAAAUUUGUUAAAGAGAGUGUUACAAAAGGCAAUUUUAACUUAUGAAGAAUUGUACACAGUUUUAUGUCAAAUUGAGGCCAUAUUAAAUAGUAGACCUUUAAUGCCACUAUCUAAUGAUGUAACUGAUUAUUCCUGCAUUACUCCAGGACAUUUUUUGAUAGGUACUGCUUUAAAUACAUACCCAGAUGCAAAUGUUACUGUUAUUACUAAAUCUCAAUUUUGGAAAAUAUGUAAUGAUAUGAAAUUAGAAUUCUGGAAAAGGUGGAGUAAGCACUAUUUGAAUUUAUUACAAUGUCGACCUAAGUGGCAGAUCUCUCAACCAAAUGUAAAGAUAGGUUCACUUGUUAUACUUAAGGACGAAAAUUUGUCGCCAAUGUACUGGCCCUUAGCCAGAGUAAUUAAUACCUAUCCAGGCGAUGAUGGAAAGGUCCGUGUAGUUGAAGUUAAAACUUCAAACGGCCAUAUACAUAGAAGAGCAGUAGUGAAAAUAUGUGUCCUACCGCUAGAUACGGAAGAACGGCAGUAGCUGCGCCUAUUGGUGUUGUGUACCGACCCCGAGAUAUGUGUUUACUAUCGUAGGGAUAGGCGCAGCAACAGCCUUACAUACAUUUUCGUAUAAAUAGUAUUAAGUUACUUUUUGUUAUCUAGUUCUUUCUAAUAGAACAAGCACAAAUUUAGUGUUUCUAUAAAACACAAGUAAGAAUGUUACAUUUUAAAUUAAAAAAAGGGCAUGCAUAGUUUUUAAACAUUUAAUGUAAAUUUUAAAACGCCUUACAUAUGUUUUCAUGUCUGUUAAGUGUUGUACUGCUAUUAACAAUCUGUAAUUGUAACUUGUAGUGCAGUUCUAACUUCACUUUAUGUACAAUGCAUGGCAACUACAUAUCUUUAUAUUUAAUAUUAUAUAUUAUGUCAUUCUACUUAUGUACCUAUUAUAGUGUACUCACGGUAUAUUAAGUUUGUAAAAUGUUUCACAUAAUAUAACCUUCUUUUGCCCCGGCAAUAUGUUGGAACACCAACAUUAAAAUAUUUUAUUUUUUUUAAUUUGUUUGUUCGAUAUGGCAACAUUGUACAUCCGAUCUUCCUUCCUGUUGGUCACCGCAAUAAAGCGACACGAGUCUUGUCCGUUAA